AGCAAUAUUUGGAGAUGGAGUUGGAAGAAGAAAUGUUUGAGCCUGUAAGUCCCAUGGGACAAUACAUAAACAGCUCCGUGCUAUCCCUCACAAUACUAGGCGUUUUAGAAUCAGAAAUUCCUCUCCAUGACUUGCAGAUAUUUUCCUUACUGAGAGAUGUUUUCUUGCCCGUCAAUUCUCGAUUCUCUUCUAUUAUGGUUGGUGACAAGAAUGGAGUGAAGAAAUGGAAGAAGGUUCAAGUGAAUCUCAAGGAGCAUGUUAAUGUACCCAUAUUCCCCGACGGCAUGUCACUAGAUUAUUACGACCAUUGCUUAAGUAAUUAUUUGUCGAAACUAGGCAUGGAUCCACUGCCACAAAAUCGGCCCCCGUGGGAAGUUCAUAUAUUCAAGUACCCGACAAGUGAUGCAGCUGGGGCUAUAAUAUUUAAGCUUCAUCAUGCACUUGGAGAUGGAUACUCACUUAUGGGAGCUCUCCUUUCUUGUCUAAAAAGAACGGACAAUCCUCACAUUCCUUUAACCUUCCCUUCACGUCAAUCUGGCUCUUCUUCCUCUAAGCUGUCCAAAGGAAGUGGCGUUUCAAGCAUUUUAAAGCUUUUGAGUGGAGUUCCAUCUUCCUUUGCCAAUACUGUAAUGGACUUCGGAUCCGGCCUUCUGAAGAGCAGCAUUAUCAAAGAUGUCGAGUCACCCAUACGAUCUGGUCGUGAGGGAGUGGAAUUUCAGCCCUUCACUAUGACGACCAUAGAAUUUUCUCUAGAUCACAUCAAGAAAAUCAAGAAAACCCUCAAUGUGACCAUCAAUGAUGUGAUUGCUGGAGUAAUAUUAUUAGGAAGUCGGUUGUACAUGGAAGGGGAGAACAAGAAUUCCAGCAACUUCAAUUCAAAUGCACUGGUCUUACUCAACACUAGGAAUCUUGAUGGUUACAAGUCUGUAGACGAGAUGGUGAAACCAAAGACUACAACGCCAUGGGGUAACAAUUUCGCAUUCCUCCACGUCCCUAUACCCAAAUUAAUCACCUCAGAUUUGUCAGAUCCUCUUAAAUUUGUGUAUGAAACACAAAGUACUAUAAAGAGGGGGAGAAGCAGUGCGGGAGUCUGGCUCACAAGUGUAAUGCUAGAACAUCUCAGAAAAUUUAAAGGCCCUGAGGUAAUUGGAGUCAUUCUUGGCUCUGAGAUCUUGUUUAAUCAAUAG
Messenger RNA from Daucus carota subsp. sativus, 1187 nucleotides. Its product is annotated as wax ester synthase/diacylglycerol acyltransferase 4. The transcript is spliced from 4 exons. Gene Ontology annotation, molecular function: diacylglycerol O-acyltransferase activity. The coding region runs from base 15 to 1187 and encodes 390 amino acids. NCBI's taxonomy places the organism in Eukaryota, Viridiplantae, Streptophyta, Magnoliopsida, Apiales, Apiaceae. Gene Ontology annotation, cellular component: plasma membrane. Gene Ontology annotation, biological process: triglyceride biosynthetic process. The record is from RefSeq and is a predicted model, not a curated record.